Cercospora beticola is the source of this 871-nucleotide messenger RNA. RefSeq lists its product as uncharacterized. Gene Ontology annotation, biological process: mitotic spindle organization. Gene Ontology annotation, cellular component: dynactin complex. NCBI's taxonomy places the organism in Eukaryota, Fungi, Ascomycota, Dothideomycetes, Mycosphaerellales, Mycosphaerellaceae. Gene Ontology annotation, molecular function: dynein complex binding. The record is from RefSeq and is a predicted model, not a curated record.
AGCGUGUCUCCAGAUGAAGCUUCGCGCGUGAACCGCAGCUCAUCCAUCUCUCACUGUCUCGCUCUACAGAGAGCCAUCUCCCGGUGCAAGGUUUGUGACGAUGGCCGCUCGACCCGCGCCUUCUGCGAAGCGAACUUCAGCUGCUGUGCCAGCCGAGCUGUUUACCAGACCGCCUUGCAAGAUACAUCCUUCCGCCGUGGUUUCGGAGAAAGCGCAAAUCACCGGAACGCACACCGUGGAACUGUGUGAGGACAGCGUCUUACAUCCGCACUCCAAGAUCAAGGCAGAGCGUGGCAUCGUAUACAUUGGCAAACGCACAAUCAUAUGCGGGGCUACCACGGUCGGAGUGCUAGAAGGGGAAGGCAAUGUCAUCGUUGGAGAUGAAGUAACAAUCGAGGCCGGCGCCGUGGUUGAGGCCAAGAGUGUCGGCGAUGGCACUGUGAUAGAGGCGAAGGCGAAGAUUGGUAGAGGUGCCGUGAUCGGAAAGCAUUGCAAGAUCACGCCGCUGUCUGAAAUUUCUGCGGAUGAACAGCUGCCUGACUACACUAUCGUCUAUGGAGACAAUCAGCGGCGACACGACCACACUAUGGCCGACAAUGCCGAGAUCCGCGACGCGCAGCGCAAAGGCCAAGUCCUCCAUAUCGAAACGCUGCAAAAGCUCAUUCCCAACGCGUCCCAUAAGUGGACAUGAUCGAAGGGUCAGACCGAAUUGCAGUACAUGCAGUCGUGACCGCCUAGUCAUUCGAAAAAGCCUUUUCGCCCCAUUCAAAGCCAUACCGAUGCCAGUACUCCGGAAUGCCGUCCCCUUUCACUUCUCUCGGCGUCCAUGAGAGUGUCUUGUCGUUGUGACAGAGCAGACAGUGAUCAUGUC